AUGUCCUCACCAUCCACUCCACGGUCGACGCGUUCCGUGUCGCCCGCGGGUGAUUCGCCGAACAUUAUUACGCCCGGCCAGAAGAUCAAGGCUAUGAUGGCUCAAUUCGACAGCGAUUCGGAUGACGAUUUUCAAAUUGCCAAAUCAACAGAUGCAGUCUCGAAGCUUGAUCUAGGGCGUGUUUCGGUGCCGGCUGCUGAGACGCGGAAGAAUGGUCCAUUGGACGACCCAGAAGAGGACUCAGACAGCGCAGAUGAGGUUUUCCGACCAAGGGGCCGUAUGGCCGCUCGUUUACAGGAUAGUGCUGGAUCAGCAGAACUCGAGCACGAAAAUUCAGCAUUUGUCCGCGUGUCGAAAGCCAUCCGAUCAGAAAGACAGGACCAGAAGCCCGAACAGACAGAACCACAACCUACACUCGUCAGCGAAUCUAGUGAUGAUGAUCUACCUGCAGCCAACCGGAGGAGGAAGCAUACGCCCACAGCCAACUCCCCUAGGUCCAAUAAUAGGACGAGCCAAACCCCUCCCCGUUCAAGACCCGACUCUCCCCUCUUUGUAUCUUCUCCAGGCGAACCGCAUGACGACCCAGAUGCCGGGAAUGAGGAGACCGAAGAUUCCAGCGAGAUGAGGCCUAAAGGAAACGCCCGUUUCAUGGCUCUUGUUGCUCAAAAGCGCAAAGAACGCGAAGAGCGAGAGAAAGCCGAGGCCACAAAGAAGGCCAUCCGCAGAGCCCAGAUGGAGCAGUUUAGUUCACAAGUAGUUUCAGGCGAGGAGAGCGGUGCUGAGGACCCGCGAUCUGAGAGCAAGCUUUCCCAGAAAGCUCGUCAGCCCCGGAAAGCUAGUAAGAAGGCACUGGAUGAGAUGAGACAGGAGACUCAGCGGAUGAGCCGCAACAUGCAACUUGCUCACCAAGCCAAGACAAAAAAGAAAAUCACCAAGGAAAGCCUCUUCGCUAAAUUCAACUUCAUGCAACCCGACACACCGGUCGAGCAACUCACAGCAAAUUCAUCAUCCGCGGUUGGAUCUCAAAAUUCAUCUGAUGGAGAACUACACACCAAAACCAAAGAUACCCCGCAUACUUCUCCAGUUGCUAGCCAUUUGGAUGCUCUCAAGUCGACCGCCGAUUCUGAUCGUGCUCAAGUUCAGGCAGCUGAUGUGGAUAUGGAUGUGGACACUAAAGAUUUGCCUGACCCUAAAGACCUCCUGGUGCCAAGUCAGCACCCUUCAUUGUGCAAGGGCCUCGACGCCCAAGAUGCCUCGACUUCUGUGCCUGAACCCGAGGGCGCCAAAUUGAAGAGAGUUUCGCGCCCAUUGACGCAACCAUCUAUUCGCGUGCUACUUUCUAGACAACAGGUUGCUGCGCAUCAGAAAGACUCAGACGAUUCCGAUAGUGAUCUUGAGGUCGUAACAGACCCUAGCAAGUGCCGUCGUCUCGCAGCGUUCGAAAACCUCCCUACUAGACAGUUACAUGAAGACCCGUCCAUGACCAAGCUCAAGGCAUUGGCACACCUGACAUCUCCUACCCGAAAAAUGGCUUCCAUGAACGCUGCGGAGCUUUCCGCAAGCCUUUUGUGGCGGGCGCGGCAGCAAGCAGCCAAGGAGCGACAGGAGCGCAUUGAGGAACUCAGGGCCAAGGGAGUGGUCAUUGAAACAGCCGAGGAGCGUGCAGCGAUGGAGGAUGACAUGGAAAACCUUGUUGACAAAGCACGCAAAGAAGCAGACGAAAUCCGCCGGCUGGAAAAGGCUGCUAGGAAGAAGGCCAACGUUGACGAUGAGGAAGAAGAGGAUGAUGACUACGAGCUUUCUGGCUCUGAUCAGGAGGGAGGUGACGAAGAAGACGACGAAGAUGACCAAGAGGAAGAAAACGAGCGUGUCAAUCGCGGCGGUGAUCUCCUCGAACGGGAGGCAGAUCAAGACGACGAUUCGGCUGACGACGAGAGUGAGACCGUUCCUUCGGAUGCCGAGAAUGAGUUGCCUGCCGCGAGGCGAAAGCGACGAGCUCGAGUGAUUAGUGAUGACGAAGACGAAGACGAACCACAAGCACCUUCAACACCUGUGAGAGCCCCGAGCUAUGUCCCGAAUUCCGUCGAACGACCCAACUUUCUUGGCAUGGGAACACCAGGCAAUCUGUCCCUAGGUCUUACCCAGGCAUUUGCCUCCACGUUGGAUGACAAUGGUGUCGACAGCCAAGUGGAAUCUGCCACCAUACCUUUCUCACUCUCAGACCCCGGUCACGUUGUUCCUCGACUUCAAAAGGAAGAAUCAGAGAUUCUUGUCCCAGACAGCCAGCCCCAGCCCCAUGACAAAGACUUCGUGGAAGGCUAUACGCAGAAUGUAACCCGAAUCUCAGAGUCGCCUGCGCCAUAUGCCUUCUCAGAGUAUUCCCAAUCACAAUUGCCCGACCCAACCCAGGACGAGGGCUUUGUUUUCUCACCAUUCGAUCCUGCGAAAAGAUUCAAGGGUACCCCGCCCAUGUCUACGGUCGACACCGUCCUUGUGGGCCAAACUCAGUCACCCAUUGCUGACCGCAAACGCAAAAUGCUGCGCCGAGGACGUGCAGUUAAACUAUCUCAAGUUGACGAGGAUGAUAAUGAAGGCGGCUUUGAAAUCGACGCCAAUGCCUUUGAUAUCAUGAAGAGAAAUAGGGCUGUAAAGAAGAAUCCUGCUCCGCAAUACAACAAGAACAACAGCAAGGCGAAAGAGAUUGUCGAUGAGGCCGCUGAAGAAUCCGAGGAUGAAUAUGCCGGCCUUGGAGGUAACAGUGACGAGAGUGAUGGCGAAGAAAAUGCCAUCGAUCGCCAAAUGAUCAAUGACAAUAGUGGCGAGGUGGUUGACGAGAAGCAACUUGCCGCACUCAACGCGGUUCACGAUCGCAACCGUGAUGAAAAGGACGUCGCCAAGUUGAUGAGAGAUAUCACCACUGGAGCCCUCCGUCGUCGAAAGAAUGCGGAUGAUGACUUUGACCUCGACGACUCAGACGAUGAGCUCCUAGCACGUCGCCGUGAGAAACAACGAGAGUUCGCUAAGAUGCGCCGCGCCCUCCUUGCAGACGAGAAGAUCGGCGAGAUCGCCGAGAAUCCUAAGAAGGCCGCAUUCUUCAAGGCCGUUGAGGAUCGCGAAGUUGAUGAUGACUUUAACAUCGACUUCUUGGAGGAGGAAGAGAACGGCUCCCAAGGAGAAGCCUCACAGGGCCCUGCUUCAGCAGAACAAUCGAAUGAUGCGACGAGCGAUGGUCAGAACCGCAAGCGCCCUCUCGAACCAUCGGCUGAAGAUGCAACCAACCGUCCUCCAGCUCGCCUCCGUCGCACCCCCGCCAGCGCAAUGUCAAAGAAACCAGCUACCAUAGCAGAGAUUCGUGAAACGUUGUCCUUCCUUACUGAAACCCCCGAUUACGACUCUUUCCAGGACGACGCUUCUCUCGACGAUGAACAGCCCGACCAAGAUGAAGACACUCCUGGCGCGGAAGAAGUCCAAGGCGACGACGAUCAUUCACAGUCGGACAAGGCCUUUGCCAAACCCAGUCACCCACGCCGCACGCGCGGAGUCGUGGUCGACCGCCUUGCACUCCUCCGACAAGCGUCGUCCAACUCGGCCACAGGCACCAACUCUGGCCUCGCAGACUCAAAGCUUGCAUUCCACAGUGGUAGCGGCGGAGAUGGUCCUAUUGGAUUCCGCCCUCCUCAACUCCUGCGUCGUGUUACAAGUGGUUCCUCAUCUUCCAGCAGCUCGAAUGCCUCCAACCGUGUCUCCAAAGCUGCAGCUUCAGGUCCCAAGAAGGGCGGUGCUGUCAACUCGUAUGCAGCUGCGCGUGAGCGUGAGCGUGAAAAGGAGCUUCGUAUCAAGCAGCGCAGUGGAGGUUCUAACAUUGCCAAGUUAUUGGGUAAACAUACUGGUAGUGGUUUGGGUGGGUUGGAUAAGGGUCAAUGGGAGUGA
Messenger RNA from Penicillium coprophilum, 3930 nucleotides. RefSeq lists its product as uncharacterized. The coding region runs from base 1 to 3930 and encodes 1309 amino acids. Lineage: Eukaryota; Fungi; Ascomycota; Eurotiomycetes; Eurotiales; Aspergillaceae. Gene Ontology annotation, molecular function: anaphase-promoting complex binding. The transcript has 2 exons. Gene Ontology annotation, biological process: activation of protein kinase activity; mitotic DNA replication checkpoint signaling; mitotic G2 DNA damage checkpoint signaling. The record is from RefSeq and is a predicted model, not a curated record.